This is a messenger RNA of Malaclemys terrapin pileata, 3000 nucleotides long. It is a transcript of the gene CMKLR1, whose product is annotated as chemerin chemokine-like receptor 1. Gene Ontology annotation, biological process: chemotaxis; positive regulation of cytosolic calcium ion concentration; inflammatory response. The transcript is spliced from 3 exons. Gene Ontology annotation, molecular function: complement receptor activity; G protein-coupled receptor activity. Gene Ontology annotation, cellular component: plasma membrane. The record is from RefSeq and is a predicted model, not a curated record. NCBI's taxonomy places the organism in Eukaryota, Metazoa, Chordata, Testudines, Emydidae. The coding region runs from base 404 to 1474 and encodes 356 amino acids.
GUGUGUGUGUGUAUCCAGAUAUGUGUGUGUCUCUCUGUUGAAGGGCCAUAGAAUGCUUUUUCCCCUGGAGAAGGUGCAACAUCAGAAGGUGCAAGAUAAACCUUAGCCAGCUCUUUGCACGGUGCUGAAUGCCUUCUCUCCUUCGAGGGGCCGACCUACCCAGAGCUUUGCUGCAGCCUAUGGGGAGCUGAUUCCAUGUGGCAACUCAUUGAUGCAGUCGGUGAACUCUGCGUAGUUUCAUCCUGUCUUUAAUACCUGGCCCGGGCAGUCCAAGGAGAGAGAAGCAGGCCCAAGGAGGACAGCGCCAAUCAGAAGGUGUUUCCAGCUAUUCGGCGAGUGGAUGAGGCCCCUGCUACAGGGACAUUGAGAGUGGAGCUGAAAAAAAUACUGGUGUGAAUAGGUAAUGGAGACCUCCAACAACUCUACUGACUACUACGACUAUUAUCCUGUUUAUGAUUAUUUUACCACGGUUAGUGUUAAGCAAGAGCCAUCGCACGAUGCAAAAGACGUUGCUAGAAUCCUCUCUGUUGUAGUCUACAGCCUCACCUGCCUCCUGGGAAUUCUGGGGAACGGCCUAGUCAUCUCGAUCAUCACUUUCAAGAUGAAAAAGUCCAUCAAUGCCAUUUGGUUUCUCAACCUAGCUGUUGCCGACUUUCUUUUCAACGUCUUCCUGCCGCUGAAUAUCGCGUACACUGCCAUGAACUACCAUUGGGUCUUUGGGGUGGCCAUGUGCAAGUUAAACUCUUUCCUCCUCAACCUGAACUUGUACAGCAGCGUACUGCUGCUGACGACGAUCAGCUUAGACCGUUGUGUGUCCGUCGUCCUCCCAGUCUGGGCCCAAAACCAUCGAACCACUACGCUGGCAUGUUUGAUUUGCGGCGUCGACUGGGUGCUUGGUGUGGCAAUGAGUUCCCCGUCUCUCGUUUUCCGGGACACUGCAUCUCACAAAGGCAAUGUGAUCUGUUUUAGUAACUACACCUUGUCCGGGAAUCAGUCUGACCAUCGUCUGGGCAUGAUGAGACACCAGACUGUAAACAUGGUCAGGUUUCUGAUAGGGUUUGUCAUUCCCAUCACCAUCAUCACAGUCUGUUACAUGAUCAUCUUCGUCAAGCUGAAACGAAACCGGCUUGCCAAAUCCAAAAAGCCCUUCAAGAUCAUUGUCGCCAUUAUUGUGACCUUCUUCCUGUGCUGGGCCCCCUACCAUGUCCUGCAAGUCCUGGAAACGCAGCAUGACCAAGUCUCCCAUGUGGUAUUAGAGACUGGGAUUCCCAUCACCACGGCUCUGGCUGCGGCCAGCAGCUGCAUGAAUCCCAUCCUUUAUGUCUUCAUGGGCCAGGACUUUCAAAAGUUUAAGUUGACCGUCCUCUCCAGAUUAGUGAACGCACUAAGUGAAGGCAGCACCCACUCGACUCUCACUCAGAGGAGCUUCUCUAAGAUGUCCUCAAUGACUGAAAAGGAUACCACCCUUCUCUGAGCUCUACCUUUGGUACCUCAGGGGCUCACCCAGGAUAAGCUCCAUCAGCUUUUAUUUGGAAGCAAAGGAUAAUUGCACUGAGAUCUAUGAACGUUCUCUAGUGCUUUCAAAAUAUGGUUGACGAACACUUUCCAAGUGUUCCAAGCAGUGCCUGGGUUUUCCCUAUCAAAUCUGUGCAUCUACCCACAUUAGACAUGUCUGAUGACGGGUGCCAUGAAUCUUCACUAUAGAUUUUCUGACCCAGAUUGUUAAAGGGACAAACCAUAGCAUGUUUUAUAUGCAGUUGCAAUACCAACGCUGGUAGCUCUUCAUGUACCUUUUGCUUGCACCUUUAGGGAUAGCUUAGUGGGGGGAGGGAUAACUUAGUGGUUUGAGCAUUGGCCUGCUAAACCCAGAGUUGUGAGUUCAAUCCUUGAGGGGGCCACUUAGGGAUCUGGGGCAAAAUUAGUACUUGGGCCUGCUAGUGAAAGCAGGGAGCUGGACUCAAUGACCUUUCAAGGUCCCUUCCAGUUCUAGGAGAACUCCAAUACACUUUUCUCCUCAUGCCUCCUGAACUGCUCCAGAGAAGGACAAUACCAUCUUAAAGCACCUGGAAUCAAAACUGCAGAUAUGGAUUAUUAUGUCCUAGAGUUUGGAACGCUCUGCGGCCAAAAUGCAUUUCCAUCUUUGCCUAUUGGACUAGUUAAUUUGUUCAGUCUUUUGCCCAAAUCAGAUCCUCAAAGAUUAUACAUGCUCACACCUAAUAAUUGUGUGUUUAAACCCUGCAUUAGUGGUGACUGCACAUGCAGUCUGGUAUUUGCAUGCACAAAUCUCCAUUUGCACAUACAAUUGCUUAGUCUAUGGGAAAAUUAGCAUCCAAAUUUAGAAAAUUUGACCUUAAAUGAUUAGAAGACUGGGUAAUGUAGACGUUUCCAGAGACAAAGGAAAUUGAAGAGACUUAUGCCAAAGAGAGAUAAAAGUGCAGAGAAGAGAAAAACAGAUUGCUUCUCGCUGAAGUUGGGGAGAAGGUGGAGGAGGCCAUGACUUGUAACUCUUAGCUUUGAGAACAUCCUUCCAAUGCCCACCACUAAGGAUAAGAUUAUGUCACGGAAGUCAUGGAUUCUGUCACUUUCACAGCCUUCCAUGACAUUUUCCGCUUCAGCCCAAAGGUAGCAGGGGAUGAGAGUUGUCAGCCAGCGGGGGCCAUGGAGCUGCGCCAGGCUGCGAGGGCCCCAGAACCCUCAGUCACUGCAGGUGGCAGGAGGCCCCAGAGGGUGUCGGAAGCACCUGGCGUGCCACCCAUAGGUGGCGGGGGCAUCUGGAGGGCGGCGGGUGGUGGGGGCACCUGUCCGUGACUUUUACUAAAAAUAACCGUGACAAAAUCUUCACCUUGCCCAUCACACAGUGGGAUCAAAAUACGGUGCUACUCUAGCUGGGAUAUAUAUUGCCUAUUAUAUAAGAAAAUGAUUAUGAACAUGUUAUGUAGAGUGUAUGCGUAUAGCCACUUAACCAACAUUUUAAAGGCAUAUAAUAUAUUGGCACUAGUA